AAGGAGAAGAAAUGGUAUCAUUUUUCACGAGGAGGAGCAGCAGCUUAAUUAAAACCAGGACAUAACGUAACAGCCACUGCUCUCUUUCUGUUCUUCUCUGACCACCACCUCAAUCCUGACUCCCAACUCACUCGUAAAGUUGUAACAAAAACACAGUGUAGGAGGGAAGGGAGAAGACGACGACGAAGACGAAGACGAAGAAAUGCCGAUUUAUCUUUCUUCUGCUCACAGAAUGGACGAUGAAGAAAUCUGUUUAUUCGAUAAGGAUACAAUUGUCACUAAAGCUCCCAAGAAAUCUCCAUUAAUACUGAGGAUGGUGGUGCUGCUUUUUGCAAUGGUUUGUGGAGUUUUUAUUUGCUUAGUCUGUUUGAAGCAAAUAAACACUCAGACUAAGACCAAAUUAUUGAACAUCGUAGCGAUUAAUCACCGCGACAAAAUUAAUCAACCGUGCCAAGUUCCCGAUGAUCUUGAGCAAUCGGAAAUCAGCUAUCUGCAUUACCCUAAACCUCAAACCUUCAAAAGGAGGGAAUGCGUCUGCAAUCCCGUCCGCUACUUUGCCAUAUUGUCAAUGCAAAGAUCUGGGAGUGGAUGGUUUGAAACAUUGUUGAAUAGUCACAUUAAUGUAAGCUCAAAUGGGGAGAUAUUUUCGGUUCAAGAACGGAGGGUUAAUGUUUCUUCGAUUUUGAAGAACAUGGAUAAAGUAUAUAAUCUCGACUGGUUUAGUAGCGCCUCCAAGAAUGAGUGUUCAGCUGCCGUUGGAUUCAAGUGGAUGCUUAACCAGGGUUUGAUGGAGAAUCACCAAGAGAUAGUGAAGUACUUCGAGGAAAAAGGAGUGUCUGCAAUAUUCCUCUUCAGAAAAAACUUGCUCCGCAGAAAGAUUUCUGUACUUGCAAAUUCAUAUGAUAAAUAUGCUAAGCAACUCAAUGGCACUCACAAGUCACAUACCCAUUCUCCAUCGGAGGCUCAAAUACUUGCAAAGUACAAGCCCAAUAUUAAUGCCACAUUGCUAAUUCCCGAUCUUAAACAAGAUGAGGCGGAAGCUGCCAAAGCCAUAGAAUAUUUCAAGACUACUCGCCAUGUUGUUAUUUACUACGAGGAGGUUAUCAACAACCGUACAAAACUUGAUGAGGUUCAAGAUUUCCUAAGGUUGCCACACAGGGAGCUCAGGAGCCGUCAGGUUAAGAUACAUACGACGCCAUUGUCGAAACAAGUCGAGAACUGGGAAGAUGUGGAGAAAGUACUCAGAGGGACGUCGUACGAGAGUUUCAUGCAUGCAGACUAUCAACUGCAUUCUUCAGUUUCACCCCACUAA
Molecule: messenger RNA, 1312 nt
Organism: Malus domestica (apple)
Lineage: Eukaryota; Viridiplantae; Streptophyta; Magnoliopsida; Rosales; Rosaceae
Source: RefSeq, a predicted model, not a curated record